This is a messenger RNA of Orcinus orca (killer whale), 4038 nucleotides long. It is a transcript of the gene COQ5, whose product is annotated as coenzyme Q5, methyltransferase. NCBI's taxonomy places the organism in Eukaryota, Metazoa, Chordata, Mammalia, Artiodactyla, Delphinidae. Gene Ontology annotation, molecular function: methyltransferase activity. The record is from RefSeq and is a predicted model, not a curated record. Bases 30 to 830 code for a protein of 266 amino acids. The transcript has 4 exons. Gene Ontology annotation, biological process: ubiquinone biosynthetic process.
UGUCUGGCGGCGGUCACGCGACUGUCAAGAUGGCGGCCCCCAGGAGCUGGGUUUUAUGGAGCUUCUGCUGCCGUGGGUCGUCGCGGGUGUUGCUGGGCUGCAGGCUUCCCGGGCUUCGUAGCUCCUGGCCCAGGGGCCCGCUGGGUGCGCGGCCCUUGUCCCAAGAGAAGCGGGCAACCGAAACGCACUUCGGGUUUGAGACUGUGUCGGAAGAGGAGAAGGGGGGCAAAGUCUAUCAGGUGUUUGAAAGUGUGGCCAAGAAGUAUGAUGUGAUGAAUGAUAUGAUGAGUCUUGGUAUCCACCGUAUUUGGAAGGAUUUGCUGCUCUGGAAGAUGCGCCCGUUUCCGGGGACCCAGCUGCUGGAUGUUGCUGGAGGCACAGGUGACAUUGCAUUCCGGUUCCUUAAUUAUGUUCAGGCACAGCAUCAGAGAAAGGAGAAGAGGCAAUUAAGGGCCCAACAAAAUUUAUCCUGGGAAGAAAUUGCCAAAAAGUACCAGAAUGAGGAGGAUUCUUUGGACGGUUCUCAUGUCAUGGUCUGUGACAUCAACAAGGAGAUGCUAAAGAUUGGAAAACAGAAAGCCCGUGCUCGAGGAUACAAAGCUGGUGUCUCCUCUCACCCCCUGCCCCCAAAAAAGAAAAAAACCCUUUUGCCCUCCUACCUCUAUUUCAUCAUGGGUUUCUCAGAGGGCCCAACUGAUGCAGUUGAAGAAUCACCCGUAAAUGGUACUCCUCAAAUUUCCCUAGCACGGUACUCUCAACAGCCAAUGGGAGAAUGCCUGGGUAUCUCCAGGAACCUGUUGCAGCCUCCAAAUAGACAGUUUCUGCUCUAGCUUAAAGAUAUACAUUUUGCAUUUGGCUUUCUGUUCGUUUUCAUAUUUUGAAAUACUUUUGCCCCUAGUUUUAUGCCCCAGUAGAAGUACUGAUCUGGCAGCUGCAGCAUGUUUACCCAGCUCUUCAGAGCCGCUGCACUGCCCUCUUCCACGCUGGCCGAGCACUGCAGGCAGCCCCCGUGAGAGGCAGCGGUGCACAGCAAAGGAAGCCAAGUCCCUUGGGUCCAUGUCAGCACUUCUCCCCUCCCCCACCCCCACCAUGAGUGUCUAUGGUUAUUUUAGCUCAAUUCUGCUUCCUCCUCCUCCUCCCACCCGCAGAAUGAGCUGCCUAGACGAACUGCAGCCCACUUGGCCCCCCAAAUGAAGGGCUCUUUUGUUAACCAUCAACACUGAUCAGAAGGCUGACAAUCACUAGUGUUUCUAGACAAAGGCACCGUGUUCUUACUCCUACUGAGAAACGUGUUUCCCUUCUCUCUGGUGCUUAGCCACGAAGACUGGAGAACAAAGAUGGAAAUGAUGGGUAAUGUUCCACCUCUUGAAUCAUCUCUUCCAUAGCACAGCUUGCCCUUCAGGCUCUCCUAACAGCCAAGAAAUCCACCUGCAUAGGAAUCAUUACAUGCUGCAUAGUAUGGUUUUAUCUUUCCUCCUUGCUUUAUCAAUCUCCAAUAAUAAUGCCUUUGCAAAAAAUAUCAUGCAAAAAAAUUUGAAACUAAGUGGGAAGAUCCUAGAAAUGAUUUAAUAGUUUAAAAAAUUAAUGUGUAAAGGCAUUUUUGUGUGUAGUACUAUUAUGUGUUUUACUUACAUGUAGCACUUCCUCCCAAAAUGGAAGCUUGGAGGGCAGGAACCUUAAAAAGAUUAUUUGAUGGUUUAUAAAAGUGAUAUAUUUGGGAAAAUUUUGGAUAUUAGAAAUCAAAAAUUUGAAAAGGUAUUAAGAAGUAAAUAUUAACCAGAGUUUCAGCAUCCAGAGAUGACCAUGACCCUCAAUAUAUUUCCUUCCUAGCUUUUUCCUAAUCAUGUUCUUUUUAUAAAAUUGAGAACAUCUUAUGUAUAUAAUUUAGUAUCCUGCUUUAUUUAAUUCAGCAUUGUAUCAUGAGAUUUUCCCAUGUUAUUAAAAACUCCUGGGAAUUCCCUGGCGGUCCAGUGAUUAGGACUCCACACUCUAACUGCUGAGGGCUCAGGUUCGAUCCAUGGUCAAGGAACUAAUAUCCCACAAGCUGCGUGGUGCGGCCAAAAAAAAAAAAAAAAAUUUCCUUAAAAUCAUUUUUUAUGAUAUUCUGUCAUAUGGAUGUUUUAUGAUUUGCAUAACCAAUUUAUGUAACUAGUUGAUCUUUCAUUUUUUUCUGAUGUUUUUGCACGUAGCACAAUGUUGUGACAUCCUUAUUUGUAAAUUUUUGCAUGCAUCAUUAUUUUCUUUUUACUGACAAUAUAUUUGGACAAGUGUUCAGGCUCUCUAGAUCUCAAUUACCUUAUCUAUAAAAUGUAGAAAAUAAUAACCCUUCUCACAGUAGGAGGUACUAUCCCAUAACUGUUAAAAACACAGGCUCUGGAAUAAAACUUACUGAGUUCUAAUCCGUCUGUGUGACCUUAGGCAAGGUACUUCAGUCUUUCUGAUACUCAAUUUUGUUCACCUGAAACAUGAAGAUGGUAGUACGGCUGUCUCAGAGUCGGUAUGAGGAUGUGAGAAGAUAAUGUAUGUAAAGUGAUAACACAGACCCUGCCAUCAUGGGCUUAGUAAGCAGUAGCUUUGAUGAUGAUGUCAUUAAUGUCCUCCUCUUAAAAUUCAAAUAGCUGGGUCAAAGGAUAUACUUAUUACUAAGGCUCUUGUUAAAUACUGCUGGCAUACUUUCCAGGAGGGUUAUUUCCAUUUACCUUCCCCUAUAGUGCCUUCCUUCUAUAUCAUACUUUUUUUUUUUAAGUUCCAUUGAGACAACGAACGUGACAGUGCUUUUAUUUUAUUUAUUUAUUUAAGGAAGCCAAGUGUUUUAUUUUAUUUUAAAUGUAUUUAUUUAUUUAUGGCUGCAUUGGGUCUUUGUUGCUGCACGCGGGCUUUCUCUAGUUGCAGUGAGCGUCGGCUACUCUUCAUUGCCGUGCACGGGCUUCUCAUUGCGGUUGUUUCUCUUGUUGUGGAACACGGGCUCUAGGCGCACGGGCUUCAGUAGUUGUGGCACGCAGGCUUCAGUAGUUGUGGUUCACGGGCUCUAGAGCACAGGCUCAGUAGUUGUGGUGCACAGGCUUAGUGGCUCCGUGGCAUGUGGGAUCUUUCCAGACCAGGGCUCGAACCUUGUCCCCUGCAUUGGCAGGCGGAUUCUUAACCACUACACCACCAGGGAAGUCCCUAUAUCAUACUUUAUGUCUGAUUCACUGCAAGUUGAAUAAUAUUAAAGCCAAAUCAGGAUCCUCAGAGGACAUAGCUACCCUGAUGGGGAGCUCCCUUGGGUGUUUUCUGAAUUCAUGACCAGACUUGCAGUCAAGACACUUUGCUUCUGUAUGACUCCAGUAGAACCAAUAUAAUUAUACUAAAUUACGUACUUAGAAUACUUCCAAUGAUUGUCUGAAGUAGGUACUAUUAUUGACUCCAUUUUACAGAUGAGGAAACAAAGUAGUUUAUUAAAGAUUAUAUGGCUAAUAAAUGGGGAAGCUGGAAUUAGAACACAGGCAACCCCAGGACCUGGGCUCUUAACCACAGUGCUUUACACAAAACACCUAGUGGAUAAAAAUUGCUUAAGGGUAAGGCAUAACUAAGUAACCAGUGUCUACUCUGAGAACCUUGCGGGGACUUCCUGCUAAACUUCAAGGUCGCCAGCUUCACAUUCUCAGGACUGGAGGACACCGUGAAGACGGUGGCCAGGAAUCCACUGGAGAAGGCAGGUGUGUAUUUUCUGACACCACUUCAGAUACCACAUGUGUGAUGUUUGCUCAGCACCAAACAGCUCUCCAGUUCUCCAAUGUCAACCAGCUGUCCAACAAUUUAGUUCAGUUCUGACACUAAUUACCCAGAGUUAGCGUCAGAUUCCACAGGUUUAAGGGCUAAUUGCCACAGGACUGCCCCCACUUCACAAGCCAGCCGCAAACAGGGUGUCCACAGUACCCACAGUUCUGUCCGGCCUACUGAAAAUUCAGGGUUUCCCAUGACCCCCUCCUCAGGUUUGACAGUUCACUGGGUGCAGAGGAGACAGUUGUCCAGACUGAGGCCAGAACUGCUUUUCUC